Messenger RNA from Priapulus caudatus, 1688 nucleotides. RefSeq lists its product as uncharacterized. Bases 232 to 1509 code for a protein of 425 amino acids. Lineage: Eukaryota; Metazoa; Priapulida; Priapulimorpha; Priapulimorphida; Priapulidae. The record is from RefSeq and is a predicted model, not a curated record. The transcript is spliced from 4 exons.
AUCAGAGGAGCCCAAUGGAUAUAACGUGUAGGAAAAAAAAUUCGCAUCCGGGUAUACGUAUAUCCAGAAUUUCCACGAAGUGAGUAGACUCCGGAAACUUACCAGGAUGCACUACGUAGACAUAUAAAUAAGAGCCCAAGGCCCUGGCUGAUAGAAUCUUCAUAGCCAGCCUGACUGAUGGUAACCAGAUUUUUCUUCUUAAUAUCAUAAUUUAAAAUUAUUUGAGGCAGCAUGGAAAAUCCGGUGGCACCCGUACAGUCAGGUAAAUUUUAUCAGAUUCCCGUCUCCUCCGUUGAAGAUGAGAAAUCAUUACUGAAGACAAAGAGGUUGACAAGCGCCAGUUGUCUCGCACUUGUCGCACUCGCAACUCUGCUCGGCGUCGGUGUCAUCAUCGGAACGAACUACCUUUACCGCAUGAACUACGAUCAGUACGUGAACAGUCUGACGAUUGAGCAUGGUGAGUCGACUAGCAUUCCCUCGGAGUACGCGUCGCCGGACGCACUGCGUGAAGAGCCCGACGUGGAAGCGAGAUGCUCCGUGCUUGCCGAGGCACUCCGCAAUCGCGGUGUCGCGGAGAAGGCCGACGACGAUAUUCACCGACGGCUGUACGACGCGUGGCUGUCGCACUGCAGCGGCAACGUCGGCGUCAGAUUACCGGAGUCCGACACACCGGCCGCCAACUCGACAUCGGCUCACGACCUUCGGCUGAUCUUCAAAAUGGCGCGGCGCAAGCGAGCGGCGACCGCUGGGUGUGACAUGACACGCGUCGGCGACGGCUGGUGCGACGAGGAGUGCAACACGCCGAGUUAUCGCUACGACAACGGAGACUGCUGCGCGCACAUCUGCGAGUUGUCAGAAAGCUCUAAACUAUUUCCCUGCGGCUCCAACGGCUACAACUGUAAGAUCGGAACUCAGGCCCCCGCCUGGUUUCGCCAGCAGACUCAGUUUUGCUUCCGCUGGCACCCAGACGGCGAUGGUGGUCAGUGUGGCACUGGCAGCGAACCGCGUGAGAUCUGCGCAAAUACGGGCCAGCAGACAGCUGUCUAUAGAGAUGAUACGGACGGCCGCGGCGGAGGCUGCCAAAUGUCGUGGGGCAUCGUGUCGCCGCACAGUAGCAGCUGGUUCAAGGCAGUGCAAGUCUGCUACCGUUUCUACGCCGAUGGAAAUGCGGGGCAGUGUCACACCGGCUCAGUCACUGGAAGAGUAUAUGAAUUCUGUGCACCGGUGGGACAGUUCACAUCCUCCUACCGCGACGACACCGACGGAAGGGCAGGCGGAUGUCGUAUGUCCUGGAAGCUGAAACUGCCAUCAACGACCACCCUCGAACCUUGGGCUCAGAAGAUCCAGCUCUGCUUUCAAUGGUACCCGGAUGGCGACGGUGGUCAGUGUGGCGGAGGUGCGGCCAGGAAGCUCUGCGCAAAUGCAGGAUUUUGGACCCCGUACUAUCGUGACGAUACAGAUGGGAGGGGUGGCGGCUGUCGCAUGAGUUGGGGCAUUUACGCUGCUUGAAGAGAAGAAACUACAAACUAGUUCUGAGCGUCAAGAGUGUUAUUUCGACAUUGUAAUAUAUAUAUAUGUGCAGCAAUAGGCCGAAUAUGUUGAUAAUUAUUCUAUUGAUUAUGAGGUCUAAUAAAUGAAACGAAUGUAUAAUGAAUACGAAUAAAUAAAUAUAUAUAACCCCGUGAAAA